AUGCCUGUGAGCAUGUUCAGCAUCGACAAUAUCCUGGCGGCCAGACCUCGCUGCAAGGACUCGGUGCUGCUGCCCCCGAGCGCCGCGCCCGUCGUCUUCCCCAGCCUCCACGGGGACUCGCUCUACGGCAGCGCCUCCGACUACGGCGGAUUUUACUCCCGGGCGGUGGCACCCGCCUCCGCGCUGCCGCCGGCGGUCACCGGAUCUCGGCUCGGCUACAACAACUACUACUACGGGCAGCUGCAUGUGCCGGCGUCCCCCGUGGGCCCUUCGUGCUGCGGGGCCGUGCCGCCCCUGGGCGCCCAGCAGUGCUCCUGCGUCCCCCCCGCAGGUUACGAGGGCACUGGCUCAGUCCUGAUGUCCCCUGUUCCCCAUCAGAUGUUGCCCUACAUGAACGUGGGCACUUUGUCCCGGACGGAGCUGCAGUUACUGAACCAGCUGCACUGCAGGCGAAAAAGACGGCAUCGGACUAUCUUCACUGACGAGCAGCUAGAAGCGCUGGAAAACCUCUUCCAGGAAACGAAAUACCCAGACGUGGGCACCAGGGAACAGCUGGCCAGAAGGGUGCACUUAAGAGAGGAAAAAGUGGAGGUUUGGUUCAAAAACCGCCGGGCAAAGUGGAGGAGGCAAAAGCGAUCGUCUUCGGAGGAGUCAGAAAACGCACAAAAAUGGAAUAAAGUGUCUAAAACGUCUCCGGAGAAGAGACAAGAGGACGGGAAAAGUGACUUGGACUCCGACAGCUGAUACCUCGCAGGGGGGUACAUUUCCCGUGGACUGUCGGAUACGCUCCAGAGGAUGCUACUAA
This is a messenger RNA of Gymnogyps californianus (California condor), 805 nucleotides long. RefSeq names its product goosecoid homeobox (gene GSC). The record is from RefSeq and is a predicted model, not a curated record. Gene Ontology annotation, biological process: regulation of transcription by RNA polymerase II. The transcript is spliced from 3 exons. Gene Ontology annotation, cellular component: nucleus. Bases 1 to 744 code for a protein of 247 amino acids. Lineage: Eukaryota; Metazoa; Chordata; Aves; Accipitriformes; Cathartidae. Gene Ontology annotation, molecular function: DNA-binding transcription factor activity, RNA polymerase II-specific; RNA polymerase II cis-regulatory region sequence-specific DNA binding.